AUGCUGCUAUCGCGCCUCCCAUUAACGCUCUUCGCACCCAAUGGCGCUUCAAUACGCAGCCUGACAACUGCAAGCAAUGCCACUAAACCCAAGAGCAAAAAGCUUCCCCUUGCCGGGCUGAAAGUCCUCGAUCUCAGUCGCGUUCUAGCAGGGCCAUACUGCACUCAAAUCCUCGGUGAUCUUGGCGCAGACAUCAUCAAAAUCGAACAUCCCGUCCGCGGCGAUGAUACACGCGCCUGGGGUCCGCCCUACGCACCCUACAUCGACGGCCGAGAAGGCAAGGGCGAGAGCGCGUAUUACCUCUCCGUAAACCGCAACAAGCGCUCGCUGGCCCUCUCCUUCACAUCAACGGCCGGCCAAAAGAUCCUGCACAGACUCGCCCGCGAAGCCGACAUCCUCGUGGAAAAUUACCUCCCCAACAGCCUGCAAAAGUAUAAUCUCGACUACGCCACGCUGAGCUCCAUAAACCCGUCCCUGAUAUACACGUCCAUAACGGGGUACGGCCAGACAGGGCCCUACAGCAAUCGGCCGGGCUUCGACGUCAUGGUCGAGGCGGAGUUCGGGCUUGCGCAUCUGACGGGGAGUAAAGGGGGUCCGCCGGUGAAGGUUGGUGUUGCGGUUACGGAUUUGACGACGGGACUUUAUGCGGUGCAGAGUAUUCUUGCGGCGCUUUGGCAGCGCGCGCAGAGUAAGCUGGAUGGAGCGGAGGGGAAAGGGGAGGGCCAGCAUUUGGAUGUUUGCCUUAGUGAUUGUCAGGUUGCGACGCUGGCGAAUAUGGGGCAGGGGCCGUUGGUCUCAGGACAGAAAGAUAGUGGGAGGUGGGGGACUGCGCAUCCAUCCGUCGUCCCCUACCAAUCCUUCGCCACAGCCGACGGGGAUAUCUUCGUCGGCGGCGCAAACGACAAGCUGUUUGGGAUCCUGUGCGCGCGUCUCAACAAGCCUGAGUGGGCUUCUGACGCGCGCUUCCUUACGAACUCGGACCGCGUGGCGAACCGGUCGAUCCUUGAGGACCUGAUUGAAACGGAGACGAGGAAGGUCUCCACAAGCGAAUGGCAGAAGAGGCUCGAGGGCUCAGGGCUGCCGUUUGCUGUUGUUAAUGAUGUGUUGGGGACUAUGGGGCAUGAGCAUGUACAAGCACGCGGCAUGGUCCAAACAAUAGCGCACCCGGCCUGCGGGCCCCUUAAGGUUAUCUCGCCGCCGGUGAAAUACUCGAAUGCUGAGCCGAGUAUUCGGCGGGCACCGCCAUUGCUGGGAGAGCAUACGGAUGAGAUCCUGGCGGAGAUUGGGCUUAGUGAGGGAGACAUUGCAGGAUUGAGAAGAGAGAAGGUUGUUGCUUAG
Messenger RNA from Aspergillus mulundensis, 1338 nucleotides. Its product is annotated as CaiB/BaiF CoA transferase family protein. The coding region runs from base 1 to 1338 and encodes 445 amino acids. Gene Ontology annotation, molecular function: catalytic activity. The record is from RefSeq and is a predicted model, not a curated record. The transcript has 6 exons. NCBI's taxonomy places the organism in Eukaryota, Fungi, Ascomycota, Eurotiomycetes, Eurotiales, Aspergillaceae.